CAAUUCCCAGAGGACUGUGCGCUGGAGCGUUUCAGGCGGCCUUCUGAGGGGCUCUCCUAGUUUCAGCGUGUUGGGAUCUCUCCCAGCCGGAUGUAGUGUCCUGGCCUGGCGGGAGGGGCGGCCCAGUGGGGGUCGUGCCUCCUGGAGCCGCCCCGGGACGUGUGUCCUGGAGGAGGCGAGGGCUGCUGCAGUUAUUGAGAAUACUAUGAAUAAGUCAGAGAACUUGUUCUUUACUGGUUCUUCAUUGGCGUCCCAGGUUCAUGCCGCUGCUAUUAAUGGAGAUAAGGGUGUUCUUCACAGACUCAUCAUAGGAAAUUCUGCCCUUAAAGACAAGGAAGAUCAAUUUGGGAGAACACCACUUAUGUAUUGUGUAUUAGCUGACAGACUGGACUGUGCAGAUACUCUCUUGAAAGCAGGAGCAGAUGUUAAUAAAACUGAUCAUAGCCGGAGAACAGCCCUCCAUCUUGCAGCUCAAAAGGGAAAUUAUCGUUUUAUGAAACUCCUACUUACACGUAGAGCAAACUGGAUGCAAAAGGACCUGGAAGACAUGACUCCUUUGCAUUUGACCACUCGACACAAAACCCCCAAGUGUUUGGCACUUUUGCUGAAGUUCAUGGCACCAGGAGAAGUGGAUACACAGGAUAAAAACAAGCAAACGGCUCUGCAUUGGAGUGCCUACUACAACAACCCUGAGCAUGUGAAGCUGCUUAUCAAGCAUGAUUCCAACAUUGGGAUUCCUGACGUCGAAGGCAAGAUUCCACUUCACUGGGCAGCCAACCACAAAGACCCCAGUGCAGUUCAUACAGUGCGAUGCAUUCUGGAUGCUGCUCCAACGGAAUCUUUAUUGAAUUGGCAAGACUAUGAGGGUCGAACCCCUCUUCAUUUUGCCGUGGCUGAUGGGAAUGUGACAGUGGUCGAUGUCUUGACCUCCUAUGAAAGCUGCAAUAUAACAUCUUAUGAUAACUUAUUUCGAACCCCACUUCAUUGGGCAGCUUUACUAGGCCAUGCACAGAUUGUCCAUCUCCUUUUAGAAAGAAAUAAGUCUGGAACCAUCCCAUCUGACAGCCAAGGAGCAACACCCUUACACUACGCAGCUCAGAGUAACUUUGCCGAAACAGUGAAAGUGUUUUUAAAACACCCUUCAGUAAAAGAUGAUUCAGACCUGGAAGGAAGAACAUCCUUUAUGUGGGCUGCUGGAAAAGGCAGUGAUGAUGUCCUUAAGACUAUGCUGAGUUUGAAAACUGACAUUGAUAUUAACAUGGCAGACAAAUAUGGAGGUACAGCUUUACAUGCUGCUGCCCUUUCUGGCCAUGUCAGUACCGUGAAGUUAUUACUGGAAAAUAAUGCGCAAGUAGAUGCUACUGAUGUCAUGAAACACACACCACUGUUUCGAGCUUGUGAGAUGGGACACAAGGAUGUGAUUCAGACACUUAUUAAAGGAGGAGCAAGAGUAGAUCUAGUUGACCAAGAUGGGCAUUCUCUUCUACACUGGGCAGCUCUGGGAGGAAAUGCAGAUGUUUGCCAGAUACUGAUAGAAAAUAAGAUCAAUCCGAAUGUGCAGGAUUAUGCAGGAAGAACCCCUUUGCAGUGCGCUGCCUACGGGGGUUACAUCAAUUGUAUGGCAGUACUCAUGGAAAACAAUGCAGACCCUAACAUCCAAGACAAAGAGGGUAGAACAGCUUUGCACUGGUCCUGUAACAAUGGAUACCUUGAUGCCAUUAAAUUACUACUAGACUUUGCUGCUUUCCCUAAUCAGAUGGAAAACAAUGAAGAGAGGUAUACUCCCCUUGACUAUGCUUUGCUUGGGGAGCGCCAUGAAGUGAUUCAGUUCAUGUUGGAGCGUGGUGCCCUGUCCAUUGCAGCUAUACAGGACAUCGCUGCCUUCAAAAUCCAAGCCGUCUACAAAGGGUACAAGGUCAGAAAAGCUUUCCGAGACCGGAAAAACCUCCUCAUGAAGCAUGAACAGUUGAGAAAAGAUGCUGCUGCCAAAAAACGGGAGGAAGAAAAUAAGCGCAGAGAAGCAGAGCAGCAGAAGGGGAGGCUGAGCCCAGAUUCCUGCAGGCCCCAAGUCCCUCCCUGUAUGCCCAGCACCCAAGAUGAGCCCCACAGGCAGAGCUGCGCCGCCAGCAACACUGCCCAGGACCCCGAGAGGAGAGCCCGCAGAGAGUCUCCAAGCAGAGAAUCUCCAGCUAGUGUCCCCCCAAAGGAACAGCACCUUUCUCCAGAUGUGCAGGAAACGGAACCCAGAAAGUCCAGUGAAUCAUCCAGAGAACAUCUUAAAGGCCGAUCUUCCUGUGUCCACUUUAGACCCAGUGAAGGCAAAGAUGGAAACAGGCGAUCAGGAGUUUCCUCUAUUGAGAAGUCAAGAGGUGAGACAAUUGGCGAGCAGCGAUGUGACAAGAGAAAAGGCUUCCCGAAACCGCCUUCCUGCGUCAGGGCUGCUGGUGCUGAGGAGAAGGGAGAGGACCCCCGUGGGGCAGCGAGCCUUCCCCCACAGGAGAGUCCCUGGAAGCUCAGCGGGCAGCACAGUGAAGCACGCAAGGCCAAAUGUGCCUCCCAGAAAAGGCGCUUUUCUGACCUGAAAGGAGGGAGGUUCUCGCCAGCAGGUUCUAGCCGGCCCGGCAGUGCCAAGAUGGAGGUGGCGCAUGCAGGGCAGAACCCUCUCCACCAUCGGACCCCAAAGAACAAAGUGACCCAGGACAAGCUCACAGGAGGGAGCUACUCAGAUUCACCACACAGCACAGAGGUGUUGAGGUCAGGGAUCAGAAAAUUGAAACUAUCUGCGCGGUCGGAAGACACUCAGACAUCUAAGGAGACUGAUCCAGCACCUGGUCCCCUUUCUGCACAGACUGUGAAUAUUAACCUUCUCCCUGUAGAGCUGCGGCUGCAGAUAAUCCAGAGAGAGAGGAGCAGGAAAGAGCUGUUUCGCAAAAAGAACAAAGCAGCAGCCAUCAUCCAGAGGGCCUGGAGAAGCUUCCAACUCAGAAAGCAUCUAUCCCACCUGGUGCAGAUGAAACAACUUGGAGCCAGAGAUGUGGACAGAUGUAACCAAAAGUGCAUGGCAUUGCUCCUCCAGGCUUGGAAGAAGGAACUGGAACUAAAACCCCCGAAGACCAUUGCUGUUAGCAGGACCAUCAAGGGUUCAUCCAAGAGCAAUUCAGGCACAAAGUCUAAGAGGCAUGCAGUGCUGAAGCAGAUCUAUGGUUCUCAUGAAGGAAAAGUCCAUCCCACAAGAUCUUCAAAAACCCACUCUGUGCUGCAUCUCAGUUCAGUGAGCAGUUUGCAGUGUAUACACCUCCUUGAGAAUGGUGGAAGAUCCAGGAAUUUUUCUUACAACCUGCAAUCAGCUACUCAAUCAAAAAACAGAGCAAAACUUCAGCUGCCUGUGGAGGAAGAUGGAGUACGGGGGAGCUGGAAUAACCACAUAUUGUCAAAACCAGAAGAUUGAAGCUGAUACAACACUACUAACUCAGCCUGAAUAUUUUGGGGGUCAACACCUACUAGGAAGAUCAAAUUGAUCAAGUUUUCAAACUUAAUAUAUUCUAACCC
This is a messenger RNA of Condylura cristata (star-nosed mole), 3549 nucleotides long. It is a transcript of the gene INVS, whose product is annotated as inversin. The transcript has 19 exons. Gene Ontology annotation, biological process: protein localization to ciliary inversin compartment. NCBI's taxonomy places the organism in Eukaryota, Metazoa, Chordata, Mammalia, Eulipotyphla, Talpidae. Gene Ontology annotation, cellular component: ciliary inversin compartment. Gene Ontology annotation, molecular function: protein binding. The record is from RefSeq and is a predicted model, not a curated record. The coding region runs from base 206 to 3448 and encodes 1080 amino acids.